Messenger RNA from Diaporthe amygdali, 1218 nucleotides. RefSeq lists its product as uncharacterized. The transcript has 4 exons. NCBI's taxonomy places the organism in Eukaryota, Fungi, Ascomycota, Sordariomycetes, Diaporthales, Diaporthaceae. Gene Ontology annotation, cellular component: intracellular membrane-bounded organelle. Gene Ontology annotation, biological process: pyruvate decarboxylation to acetyl-CoA. The record is from RefSeq and is a predicted model, not a curated record. Bases 1 to 1218 code for a protein of 405 amino acids. Gene Ontology annotation, molecular function: pyruvate dehydrogenase (acetyl-transferring) activity.
AUGUUCUCCAGAGCCGUCAGGAUACCACGUGCGGUGCCUCUGCGCACCGCCCGCCCUUCGAUCCCCAUCGUCGCGGCUCGCCGGUCCGUUACCACCAACGCCGCAUCCGCCAGCGUUGACAAGAGCGCAGUCCCGAAGGCAAUAAGCCUCAGCGAUGAGAGCUUCGAGACAUACGAGCUGGACCCACCUCCAUACACCAUCGAAGUGACGAAGAAGGAGCUCAAGCAGAUGUACUACGACAUGGUCGUCACCCGACAGAUGGAGAUGGCCGCCGACCGACUGUACAAGGAGAAGAAGAUCCGUGGUUUCUGCCACUUGUCGACAGGUCAAGAGGCCGUCGCCACCGGUAUCGAGCACGCUAUCACCAAGGAGGACGACGUCAUUACCGCCUACCGUUGCCACGGCUAUGCCCUGAUGCGAGGCGCCAGCGUGCGGUCCAUCAUUGGUGAGCUGUUGGGCAGACGCCAGGGUAUCGCUUACGGAAAGGGUGGUUCUAUGCACAUGUUCGCCAAGAACUUCUACGGUGGCAACGGUAUCGUCGGCGCUCAGGUCCCUGUCGGUGCCGGUCUGGCCUUCGCCCACAAGUACACUGGCCGCAAGAAGUCCUCCAUCAUCCUGUACGGUGAUGGUGCCAGCAACCAGGGCCAGGUUUUUGAGGCCUUCAACAUGGCCAAGCUGUGGAACCUGCCAGCGCUUUUCGGUUGCGAGAACAACAAGUACGGUAUGGGCACAGCGGCAGCUCGUUCCUCCGCCUUGACGGACUACUACAAGCGUGGACAGUACAUCCCGGGUCUUAAGGUCAACGGCAUGGACGUCCUUGCCGUGAAGGCAGCUGUUAAGUACGGCAAGCAGUGGACUGAUGCCGACAACGGCCCCCUCGUCCUGGAAUAUGUCACGUACCGAUACGGAGGUCACUCCAUGUCCGACCCCGGCACCACCUACCGAACCCGUGAGGAAAUCCAGCGCAUGCGUAGCACCAACGACCCCAUCUCCGGGCUUAAGAAGCACAUCCUCGAGUGGGAGGUUGCGUCUGAGGACGAACUCAAGGCCAUCGACAAGGACGCCCGCAACCACGUCAACGAGGAGGUCGCUAUCGCUGAGGCAAUGCCAGUGCCAGAGGCCACCCCACAGAUCCUGUAUGAGGACAUCUACGUCAGGGGAAGCGAGCCUCCAUUCAUCAGGGGUCGGGUACCGGAGGAGAACUUCUACUUCGCCUAA